This is a messenger RNA of Temnothorax curvispinosus, 634 nucleotides long. RefSeq names its product aminopeptidase N-like. Gene Ontology annotation, biological process: proteolysis; peptide catabolic process. The transcript has 3 exons. Lineage: Eukaryota; Metazoa; Arthropoda; Insecta; Hymenoptera; Formicidae. Gene Ontology annotation, molecular function: peptide binding; zinc ion binding; metalloaminopeptidase activity. The coding region runs from base 245 to 634 and encodes 129 amino acids. The record is from RefSeq and is a predicted model, not a curated record. Gene Ontology annotation, cellular component: cytoplasm.
UGACACUGCACUUACAUCUUUCAACACUACUCCAGCAAUACCCACUCAUCUCAUAGCUAUUGUACUAUGUGAAUUGCCCUGCAUUAAUUGGCGAGACGGGCAGCAAUCGACAAGUGACCAAAGUUUUGCAAGACGCGUUGUUACAACUUUUACGUCUUAUUUCGAGACUAACAAUAAGUGGAAAGAAUUGCAGAACUUUUCAAAUGUGCAAUACGUCGGGAUUCCAGGUUUACUAGAUGACGGUAUGGCAAAGUGGGCGCUCGUUUUUUACAGAGAUGAAGAUAUUAUCUAUAAUAAAGAAUUAGAUCCUAUUGCGCAAAAAUUGAAAGUGGAGUCUUUAAUAGGACGUAAAAUAUCACGUCAAUGGUUGAGUACUGUAGUCAGCCCAUCAAGUUGGUCUUAUAUGUGGCUGAACGAAGGUAUUGCUACAUUUUUCUAUGUAACGGAUGUUGUUAAGGAGACGAUUGGUUCUAACUACUCGGAUUUAUUUACAAUCCAAACUAUGCAAGAAUCUCUCCAUUUGGACGUUCUAUCCAUUAUGAGUCCUCUUAUAUCAGAAACUGAUCAAUUUUCUGAUAUUAAUUCAUUCUGCUCUAUUCCCUAUUACAUAAAAGGUAAGUAUUCAAAUAGUUAA